AUGGCCAUCUUCACGUCGCCCACGUCCUUUCGCGCCGCCAUCGAACCUCGUUAUCUAUCCAGUGAUGGCGCCCCCCAGCUCGUCACCGGUGCUGCCGCCGCGCACACCAGCCAUCCGAGCUUCUCGCAUCUCGUCUUGCUCGUCUUCGAGGCCGUGCUCGAGGUCAUCUGCGUCAGUCUGCCGGGAUACAUCGCCGCCAGACACGGCAUGUUUGAUGCCGACGCCCAGAAGCUCGUCGCAAACCUGAAUGUGACUCUCUUCACCCCAUGUUUGGUCUUUACCAAGUUGGCGUCCCAGCUAACCGCCGAGAAAUUCACCGACCUCGCCAUUAUUCCUGCUAUCUUCGUCGUGAUGACUGCAGUAUCCUAUCUAUGUUCCUCUGCUAUUUCGCGGGUAUUCCGCUUCAAGAAGCGGCAAUCCAACUUUGUAACCGCCAUGGCAGUUUUCGGCAACUCGAACUCGUUGCCUAUUUCCCUCGUCGUUUCCUUAUCCCAAACCCUGAGCGGCCUGCACUGGGAUCGCGUUCCAAAUGACAAUGAUGACGAAGUCGCUGCGCGCGGAAUUCUGUACUUGCUCAUCUUUCAGCAACUGGGUCAACUCGUCCGAUGGAGUUGGGGAUAUCAUGUCUUACUGGCGCCCAAGGAGCGCUAUCUUGAAGAGGCGGAUAUCCGCUCAAUUGAGCAUGGACAAGAGCAUUACCUGGAUAACCCCGAGCAGACGGAUCCGGAUGAACUCUUGAUUCGCACGAGACUAGGGGAGCAGGAACAUGAUAUAGUUCAGACGACGUCGAAUUCGGUCAGUUUUGAAUCUGGCACUCAGACCCCAAUUACAGACCGCAAUCUAUCCUACACCAAACUGCCUCAUCACAGCUCCGAACACUCGCCCCCGCAAAGAGACGUAUUUGCCGAUAGUGAUGGUGAUAUCUCGGAUGAAGACCGUUCGCUACCGGUCAUUGGUCCACCUCCGAAUGGACCAUUCCUACCGCGGCAAAGUUCCACUGGCGACAUCUUGACAUUUCCGGAUGUAGAGGUGCGUCGAUCUCCGACGCCACCAGCUUCUGGGAUCAAGGGACUCGUCUAUCGAUGGAAUCGCUCGGCAAGCAAGUCAUAUGCUCGUGCAGUCAAAUUCAUGAACGCUAAGAGAAACCAAAUCUUCAAUUCGCUUCCUUCCUCAGUCCAAAAGUUCCUGACUGUAUUUACUGCCUGGCUGGGUCGAUUCCUCCGCGGAGCCUGGAGUUUCAUGAACCCGCCGUUGUGGGCUAUGCUUAUCGCGAUUGUCGUCGCGUCAAUUCCGAGUUUGCAGCGCCUCUUCUUUGAUGAGGGCACUUUUGUGCGCAACUCUAUCACGCGGGCAAUUGACCAGAAUGGACAGGUCGCGGUGCCUUUGAUUCUAGUGGUUCUUGGGGCCAAUCUAGCUCGGAAUACGCUUUCCAAGGAGUCCCUCGAGGACGAGACAGAAGAUCCAAAAGAGGAGCGUAACCUGAUUAUAGCGUGUUUGAUUGCUAGAAUGCUACUCCCGACGUUGAUCAUGGCACCACUUCUGGCCUUGUUGGCUAAAUAUGCACCUAUCAGUAUACUCGACGACCCGAUCUUUAUUAUUGUGUGCUUCCUGCUCACGGGGGCACCGUCCGCUCUCCAACUAGCGCAGAUUUGCCAAAUCAACAAUGUUUUUAUGGGUGCCAUGUCCAAGCUUCUGUUCCAGAGCUAUGUAGUCUGGAUCCUGCCAUCGACCCUGAUACUAGUCAUGACUGCCCUUGAGGUUGUCGAAUGGGCAACGGCCAAAAAGUGA
Molecule: messenger RNA, 1788 nt
Organism: Talaromyces atroroseus
Lineage: Eukaryota; Fungi; Ascomycota; Eurotiomycetes; Eurotiales; Trichocomaceae
Exons: 4
Coding region: 1-1788 (595 amino acids)
Biological process (GO): transmembrane transport
Cellular component (GO): membrane; endoplasmic reticulum
Source: RefSeq, a predicted model, not a curated record